Suillus bovinus is the source of this 342-nucleotide messenger RNA. RefSeq lists its product as uncharacterized. NCBI's taxonomy places the organism in Eukaryota, Fungi, Basidiomycota, Agaricomycetes, Boletales, Suillaceae. Bases 1 to 342 code for a protein of 113 amino acids. The transcript has 3 exons. The record is from RefSeq and is a predicted model, not a curated record.
AUGACCAACCCACUGGAGGCCGUUACCGCUACCGCUAAUGCUGUGUUUCGCCGCACAGGUGACAUGGUGGAACACCUGCUUGGCCAAGCAUUACAAUUGAAUGGUGCUGAUGCCAAGCACAUCCCAAUUGCAAUCGAGAUGGAAAAAGAACUGGCAAACUCAUGUAUUCACAGUCUGCAGAGCUGCAUGAACACCUGGACAGCUCCUUUUGCAAGGUUGUCACGAUGCUGGUCUGGGCCAAUGUACAUCCAGAAGAUCCUCGCAGCAAGCAGAGCCCCCUCUAUCCACUCUCUGUUGGCUAUGGGCAAGCGCUGGCUGCAGCGGCAGGGCCCUCUGAGGUAA